Molecule: messenger RNA, 2967 nt
Organism: Orussus abietinus
Lineage: Eukaryota; Metazoa; Arthropoda; Insecta; Hymenoptera; Orussidae
Gene: Ythdc1
Product: YTH domain-containing protein 1
Exons: 6
Coding region: 619-1995 (458 amino acids)
Biological process (GO): mRNA splicing, via spliceosome; regulation of alternative mRNA splicing, via spliceosome
Cellular component (GO): nucleoplasm
Molecular function (GO): mRNA binding; N6-methyladenosine-containing RNA reader activity
Source: RefSeq, a predicted model, not a curated record
CGUGUAGUCAGGGACAAACCGAUGAAAUUUAUGGUUACGUUUAGUUUCUGAAACAUGCACGGACUUCCAAUAAUGCCAUGCUUCGUGUAUCGGGAAGUUCCGAGUGCCUCGAUGCUCGUAAAAUUAUUUAGCUACCAGUCUUUGUUUAUGUGCAAGUAGAAGAGAACUGUGACUUAGAUAGUAACUCGGUUGACAUGCUCUUGGAGCUUAGAGACUUUUGUUAAUGACGUGUGCUAAAACUAUUUAAGAGAAGAAAGUUCAGACGGAUACAGCCUUUUUGCCUAUGGACUUUUCACAUUUUAUUAAAACUAUUAAAGCCUGCCAGUUUUGUUCUCGCGGUCUUUGCUCGGAAGUAGCAUCGGAUGUCUCAUUCGUGCUGGUUACACAUAAAAUGUUAGAGAAUCAUUGGCAAAUGAGUAAUUUUUAUCAAAUGUAUGGGAUCCAUUUAGGAGAUUUAAACACAAGGGAACACCUCUGGCCUAGCACGCAAAAGCCCGCCUUAUCCAGAAACAUAGAUCCUGGAUGACGGGACCGAUAAGAACAUCUCGUUGAACGUAGUUGCUACUUUCCAGAAAGAGGUAACCGUUUAGCGUGAAUACAAAAGAAAUUAGAGAAAUUAUGGACGGUAACACCGAUGGAACGGACAAUGUGAAUCUAAGUGGUGGAGAGAACGACGCAGGAGAUGAGUUGAAGAUAGCUGCUGAUGAAACAUAUGAUACGCGUAGCGAAGUCUCUUCCAGCAGUUCGGAAUCUGAUUCAAGCCAGCCGAGUAUAAGCUCGGUAUCUUCCGAUUCGUCACAAAGCGAAGAUGACCACAGCAGAAGAAGGGGAAAGCGUGCACGUUCAAAAAAUUCCGAUUCAUCGUCCAAUUCCGAACCAAAACGAGCCAAAUCUAGAGAGAGCCGGGGAAUUGCCAAGAACUAUGAUUAUGCCACGAAGUUGAAUUACUUGUUUAGAGACGCGAGAUUUUUCAUCAUCAAAUCUAACAAUGCGGAGAACGUGACACUGUCCAAGGCUAAAGGCGUUUGGAGUACGCUGCCCCAAAAUGAAGCAAACUUAAAUCAAGCCUUCAGAGAGUCCAGAAAUGUUCUGCUUAUUUUUUCGGUCAAAGAAUCAGGAAAAUUCGCCGGUUUUGCAAGACUUAGCACCGAGUCUAGAAGAGACGGACCAUCCAUAUCGUGGGUGUUGCCUCCGGGUUUAUCGGCAAAGGCUCUAGGAGGGGUAUUUAAAGUAGACUGGAUCUGCAGGAAGGAAUUACCAUUCGCUGCGACUCUACAUCUCUAUAAUCCAUGGAACGACGGGAAACAAGUGAAGAUUGGGCGAGAUGGUCAGGAAAUCGAGCCUCGAGUUGCCGAGGAAUUAUGUAGACUCUUCCCAGAGGACGAAGGAAUAGAAAUGACCCCGAUACUCAGAAAAUCCAAGGACGCAGCCAAGUACGUAACCAGGUCGUCGCGAAGUCAUCGCGACAGCAGGCAGUUGACAUCGAACUCUAGAAUUCUUCGCAUUCGAGGUGGUAGAAGAGGACGCAAGCUUUUCCUUACAUCCAGGUCUCGUUUGGCUUCCCUCGCAAGAAGUGGAUUAGCCCAUGGAGAUCACAGAAGUUCCAGGGACCGACGAUAUUCUGCUUGGUUCGGUCGAGGAGAUUCUCCUUACUCAAAAAGUUAUGGGGGAUCUGGACUGGGGGUUGCUGCUGCUGCGGAAGCCUAUGUUGCAGAUUACAUGAGGACGAUGCAACAUCAGUUACCUCCUUUGCCCCCCUACGUAACAUCUCAUCCUUACGAUACUUUACCACCACCUCCUCCGCCACCACUUCCAAGAUACUACGAUGGACUACCUUUACCUCCGGAUUAUAGUGCAGCUACGUCUAACGUGGACAAGCGCAGCUACGAACGCAGUGUCGACGAGUUCCUCUGGAGAACGAGUCGUCACAGUCGACAUAACGAUCAUCGGUCCUCUCGUGAUCAUCACCAUCAUCGAUACAGAGACCGUAGAUAGAACAUUUCACAAUUUUAUAUCACCGUCCCACCACAUGUUUGCUGCUAAAUACGCGCACGCGAUGUUUCAAUUGUGUGAAACUGAGACGUAUAGGUGUCUAAUUACGCAUGUUUUCCCAGUAACUUCAGAAAUUUCGAAGAAAUCGUUGAAGUAACGAUAAACGCUCUCCUUCAAGGACGAUUUUCGGGGUUCUUUCACGAGUAUGCACCGAAUCAGUGGGCUACUGUCCCUCGAUUAAUCAGGGGCUUUAAUUGCUGUUAAUUCCCUCCCUUUCGUUAAAUCGGCCGCAAACAUUUCCACUCUAUUUUUUUUUUUUUUCUUCCUUUUCGUCAACUGUUGAACGUAUAGUACAAGACGGUUACAAGGAACCGUAAACUCUGGAAUGGAAGCGAGUUUUCAUUCAUUGGGCGAUAGAGCCAUUGCUGCCCCUCGGUAACUAAUUUAUCGAGAGGAUUUCCAAUGAUAUCAAAGGUAUCACGAUGUAUUAGUGUGGCCUAUUGGGCUAAUUUUAGCGAAAUUAUCCGCGAAUGUCCAUGUGCAAUUUGGCAAGGUUUAUCCGGAUGUCGGUUUAAGUGUACACCAAGGGUGAUUAUUUAAUUGAUAACUCGCUGUCGCUGUAAAAUAUGCCGCGGGCCCAAGUACUUUUAAUAUUUUUUAUUUGCCUAGACAAUUUGACGGCACGUCAAUUACCUCUUCCAUUAUUCUCGGAUUUUUACACGCGAGUGUACGCACUGUAUCCAUUUCUUUCUUUUUUUUUCUACUCAUAACCAUCGUAAUCUUUCGUUCGUAAUGAAACCCUUUUUCACAAGUGUAACUGUUAUCUUCGCUUGUAAUCCUUUAAAGAUCUCUCGAUUGAUUUAUAAAGGUUAAAUAUAUAUAUAUUCGUAUAUAUGGAUUAUUACCGUGUAGUCGAGACUCCAGCUGUCCGAAUUUAAUAAAGCUUAUGCUAUCAUCAGUUAUGUCCGUACCGAA